Molecule: messenger RNA, 1539 nt
Organism: Drosophila bipectinata
Lineage: Eukaryota; Metazoa; Arthropoda; Insecta; Diptera; Drosophilidae
Product: putative serine protease K12H4.7
Biological process (GO): proteolysis
Molecular function (GO): dipeptidyl-peptidase activity; serine-type exopeptidase activity
Source: RefSeq, a predicted model, not a curated record
AGAGCUUGAUCAGUUCCAUUUCGAGUCUCGACGGUCAACGAUGAAGUUCUGGUUGGGAAUUGCUUUGGUCCUUCUGGUCUUUGCCCAGAGCAAGGCUUCCAUAUUCCAAAGGACCUUCAAGAGGCUACACGAUGAGCCUCCACUGCCAAGCAACCAAAACAGGGCCGAUAUAGUGCAGACCCUAUGGAUCGAACAGAAAUUGGAUCAUUUCGACGAAGCGGAAACGCGCACCUGGCAAAUGCGUUACAUGCUCAACGAUGCCUUGUACCAAUCGGGUGGACCCCUGUUUAUUUAUUUGGGAGGUGAAUGGGAAAUAUCCUCCGGAAGGAUAACUGGGGGCCAUAUUUAUGACAUGGCCAAGGAGCACAAUGGACUUCUUGCCUAUACCGAGCAUCGCUAUUAUGGACAGAGUAAGCCUCUACCCGAUCUUUCCAAUGAGAAUAUCCAAUAUCUGACUGUCAAUCAGUCCCUGGCUGAUCUGGCUCACUUCAUAACCACCAUCAAGGCAACCCAUGAAGGGCUUUCCGAGUCAAAGGUUAUCAUUGUGGGUGGAUCCUACUCUGCCACAAUGGUCACCUGGUUCAAGAAGACCUACCCCGACCUAGUGGCCGGUGGCUGGGCCUCCAGUGCCCCACUGUUUGCCAAGGUGAACUUUGUAGAGUACAAGGAAAUCACUGGACAAUCCAUUGAACUAAUGGGUGGCUCAGCCUGUUAUAAACGCAUCGAAAAUGGAAUUGCCGAAUUGGAGGACAUGUUCGCCACCAAACGGGGAGGAGAGGUCAAGGCCCUGCUGAAACUAUGCGAACCCUUUGAUGUCUAUAGCGAUCUGGAUAUUUGGACCUUGUUCAGUGAGAUUUCGGAUAUUUUUGCAGGUGUUGUGCAGACCCACAACGCUGGUCAAAUCGAAGGUGUUUGCCAACAAAUAAUGGCAGGAUCCAGUGAUCUUAUUGGUGUGGCUAGUUUUCUUCUAGACGAAUUCGCAGAAAGUGGUGGCAAGUGCUACGAUUUGAGUUAUGAUGGUAUUACCGGAGUGCUUCUAGAUACUAACUACAAUGGCAAUAUCAUGCGUCAGUGGAUUUUCCAAACAUGCAAUGAGUACGGUUGGUACCAGACCUCCGGCUCCAGGGAUCAACCUUUUGGAACCAAGUUCCCAGUGACCUAUUAUACCACCAUGUGUGCCGACCUGUACGGAUCGAAAUACAGCAACGAGUUUAUCACCAACCAGGUGAGCACCACCAAUGCAUACUAUGGCGGCCUGACCCCUGGCGUGGAGAAUGUCUACCUCACUCACGGACAACUGGAUCCCUGGAGGGCCAUGGGAAUUCAGGAUGCAGACCAAGCUACCAUCCUGCCAGAAUAUGCCCAUUGCAAGGACUUUAAUUCUAUCAGCUCCAGCGAUUCAGCUGAAAUGAAGGCGUCCAAAGAACGCAUUGCCGAGUUGGUUCGCGAGUGGGUCAAGUAAACGUGAAAUUAAAUAAAUAAACAAAUAAACGCAAUGUAACUAUUAAUUAAGUAAAUAAACAUGUACACAACCUACAA